Etheostoma spectabile (orangethroat darter) is the source of this 1637-nucleotide messenger RNA. Its product is annotated as ras-related protein ORAB-1. The transcript is spliced from 6 exons. The record is from RefSeq and is a predicted model, not a curated record. Bases 159 to 803 code for a protein of 214 amino acids. Gene Ontology annotation, molecular function: GTP binding; GTPase activity. Lineage: Eukaryota; Metazoa; Chordata; Actinopteri; Perciformes; Percidae.
ACACACACACACACACACACACACACACACACACACACACACACACAGAACAACACACAACAUCACAGAGGCUGAGAUAACCCGACAGUUUUCAGCUUCAGGAUUCAAUUUCAGGGAUUCUUUAUUUUGUCGUGUCACCUGGAGCCUCCUCAGCGACCAUGAAUCCUGAAUAUGACUACCUGUUCAAACUUCUUCUGAUCGGUGACUCUGGAGUUGGAAAGUCAUGUCUGCUGCUGCGCUUUGCGGAUGACACCUACACUGAGAGCUACAUCUCCACCAUCGGAGUCGACUUUAAGAUCAGGACCAUCGACAUGGACGGGAAGAUGGUGAAACUACAGAUUUGGGACACAGCAGGUCAGGAGAGAUUUCGAACCAUCACCUCCAGCUACUACAGAGGAGCGCACGGCAUCAUCAUCGUCUACGACGUCACCGAGCAGGAGUCCUUCAACAAUGUGAGGCAGUGGCUGGACGAGAUAGAUCGCUACGCCUGUGAGAACGUCUCCAGGCUGCUGGUGGGGAACAAGUGUGACCUCGUUAGUAAGAAGGUGGUGGACGCCGGCACCGCUCAGGACCUGGCCUCGUCUCUAAAGAUCCCCUUCCUGGAGACGAGUGCCAAGAGCGCUGAUAACGUGGAGAGGGCUUUCCUCACCAUGGCCUCUGAGAUCCACAAGCGCGUGGCCAGCGAGGGAGGGGGGGUGCAGGCCGAGUCGAAAGAGGCCAGGGCCCAGAAUGCCAAGAUCAGCAGCACCCCCCUGUGGCUGGGAGGGGAGAAACAGGCGCAGGAGGCCGGGAACUGCUGCUGAGCUGGGAGAGACGACGCCGUGGUCACACGACAACACUGAGACAUCUAGAGAGACACGUAGAGAGACGUUUUUUUUUGUAAUUUUAAUUACAUCCACCGGUCUAGUUUCAGGACUGUGCAAUUGGACACACACAUAUUGUCAGAUUUUGGACAUCUUUGCUAUUGAACUAAAAACAUAUAGAAUAAUUAGGGCUGCACAAUAUAAUGUCUUUUAUCAACAGGUGGAGAAUACACAUCGCAAAAGGCUGCGACAUAAUACAAAAUAAACAAGUUUUUUGUGUUAGUUGAAAGAAAAUCUCGGUAGAAAACUGCACUUUAAAAGUUAACUGUCAUUCAGAUAUUCAACAAUGUUGUUGCAUAUCGCAUAUUUUCCUCAAAUCGUGCAGCGGUCAUAAGAAAAUUGACUUUUCAUGAAGAAAAAUAAGAGUUUGGAGCAUGACGACAGUACAUUUUGAAGCUUGAUAUUUUUAAAUAAAAUGUAUAGUCAAAGCUCAAAGACAAACAGGACAGAUGACAGAUCAGAAUUUGAAACUCAGCCAAAUGAACAGGAUGAGAUUGGGAAGAGGUCUUAAAAAACACAGAGGGCCAUUCCCUGUUUCACUUCUUUAACUCAAGAUAAAAUAGGGAAAAAGCAGAAUGUGCCGUUGCAAACCUGUUAGGCAAAAAUAACAAUAUCUAAAUAAUGGUUAAUACUCACACAGAAAGGGAAGUUUCAUUCCACAAUGGGGUAUUAAUGUAUGCAGUAUGUGCGGGUGUUAUGGAUGAAUUUACUUAGUGAUUUAGACUGUCAGUUACAAUCAGAGGAGAUUUAUUGUAUUUACCAGUUGUUGUUGUG